Bacillus rossius redtenbacheri is the source of this 405-nucleotide messenger RNA. Its product is annotated as cilia- and flagella-associated protein 300-like. The record is from RefSeq and is a predicted model, not a curated record. The coding region runs from base 1 to 405 and encodes 134 amino acids. NCBI's taxonomy places the organism in Eukaryota, Metazoa, Arthropoda, Insecta, Phasmatodea, Bacillidae. The transcript is spliced from 3 exons.
AUGACUGAGGCAGUGUUCUGGCUGUACAGCGGGCUGGGCGCUGCUCGCGUGCCUCGCUCUGCAGCCAGCACGGUAGAGGUGGAGGCGGUGCCUUGCUCCGUCGUGUCCAUGACGGCGUUCGAGCCCUUGACGGACCCGCGCAACGGCGUGGUCUCCCCCGGCGGCAGGAUCGUGGGCUGCCCCCAAGUCGUGGUCGACGGCUUCCUCGUGGCCGACCACCUCAGAGAGGUGCUGCUGGACCCAGAAAGUGAGAGAUACCACAUCAUCCCAGACACUCUCCGCCAAGAGUUCAUCUUCAGGAUCUUCCAGUUCCUGUGUCUGGGAGGCCAGUGGUGUCAGUACGAGGACGACAUCCAGCCCUACCUGGACACCACCAAGAUGCUCUACAAGGACCUUGUCAGGUGA